CGUGCAUAGAAAACUUAUCUCUAGUAAUAUCGUAAGUGAGUCCAAAGAGUCGCUUUUAGUUCAUUUUAAAAACUUGAAAUCAUAGCCGGCUAAUAACGCCGGCCACCAUCUCCGGCGCUCUCUCACGGCUGAUUGCCGAUUUUCUCUAAACCCUAAAUUCGAAAUCUUCCCCUUUUCAUCCAUUACGACCGAUUAACUCUCAUUUCCGGCAACAUUUUUCCGCAAUUCAUAGAUUCGUGUUGAAUGUGUCGCAUUGCAUGUAAUUUCGGGUAAUUGUAGUGAAAGUGGUGCAAUGGCGGCGAAACAAAUGGAGGAGAUACAGAAGAAGCUGGCAAUGUUGAAUUAUCCAAGAGCUAAUGCUCCUGCUCAGUCUUUGCUGUUUGCUGGAAUGGAGCGUUACGCCCUUCUUGAGUGGCUAUUCUUCAGGUUGUUGGGUGACAAGUCACCCUACUCUCAGCAAAAUCUGCAAGGAGAUGGUGUAGACCGUGACGAAGAGACUUCUCGCAUCCAAUACUUGGCAGAAAUCGCUAAAUUUCUUGGCAUAACAACCACUGUGGAUACAGAAGUCAUUCAAGGACGUGGAAGUUAUGAAGACCGCACAGAAAUGCUUAGACUCAUUGUUGAUCUUGUUGAGGCCAGCAUAUGUGCUGAUAAUCCCGACUGGAGUGUUGAUGAGCAGGUGACAAAGGACAUACAACUAAUUGAUGCCAUUGCAGAAAAGCAAGCACAAAUUUUCUCGGAAGAGUGCAAAUUGUUUCCUGCAGAUGUGCAGAUACAGUCCAUAUAUCCCUUGCCAGAAAUUGCUGAUCUGGAAUCAAAGCUGUCAGAACUGUCAAAAAAACUCCUGACUCUCCAACAAAACGUUGAUGACUUGGCAUCAAAGCAUGCUUAUAAUCCGGAUGAAGAUUAUGCAGAAGUAGAAACAAAGCUGCGUUCUCAUUUGGAGUCUUUUCUGGAAACAGCCAGAUCCUUCAAUGUGAUUUACACAAAGGAGAUACGCCCGUGGACUCACAUGAUGGAGGUACCUCAGCUUCAUGGUUUUGGUCCUGCAGCAAAUAGGUUACUAGAGGCUUACAAAAUGCUGUUGAAGUUCCUGGGAAAUCUAAGGAACCUUCGAGAUUCACAUGAUGCAGUAAAGGCUGGUUCAUCCGAGACAGUUGGUGGUGAGCCUUCCUCUGUCGUAAGAAUAAUAUCCGAGUGUGAGUCAUCUCUCACACUGUUAAAUCGAGAUCUUGGUAUACUUUCAGCCUCUAUUGCUCGUGAACGGGGUGAACUAACUUCAUAGCCUCCCCAAUAACAUUCAUAUACUGCUGUAUUCACGAGAUCAUUGUUUUGUAUAGUGUGGUGUAGUUUUGAGUGUUCAAAUCUGUUUUAUCGCAAAAUUGUAGUGUAAUAGAAUUUUCUUGUUAAAUCAAAUUGAUCUUGAGGCCCCUUCUACCUUGUAUUGUAUAAUUUGUAUCCGCAAAAUGAACUUGUAUGGCUGUAUAUGAAUGUUAGACCUUUUGGCA
Molecule: messenger RNA, 1508 nt
Organism: Spinacia oleracea (spinach)
Lineage: Eukaryota; Viridiplantae; Streptophyta; Magnoliopsida; Caryophyllales; Amaranthaceae
Product: AUGMIN subunit 7
Exons: 10
Coding region: 293-1285 (330 amino acids)
Biological process (GO): microtubule organizing center organization; spindle assembly
Cellular component (GO): HAUS complex
Molecular function (GO): microtubule minus-end binding
Source: RefSeq, a predicted model, not a curated record